Molecule: messenger RNA, 466 nt
Organism: Rotaria sordida
Lineage: Eukaryota; Metazoa; Rotifera; Eurotatoria; Philodinida; Philodinidae
Source: the annotation of a GenBank genome assembly
CGUACGAUGGUCGCGUCAUAGUGGGACUACUCAAGGAGAAAUUCUUUUCGACAACAUCAAAUGUUAUGGAUUAGCUAUGGAUCAUCAAAGACAUCUUUAUGUUUCUGAUACUGAUAAACAUGAAAUAAGACGAUAUCAAAUGGGAGACAUCAGUGGAACUGUCGUAGCCGGCGGUUAUAGUCGAGGCCAUAGUCUCAAUCAAUUGAACUUUCCAACAUUCCUCUUUGUCGAUCAUGAACAAGCUGUCUAUGUAUCAGACUGCAAGAACCAUCGUGUGAUGAAAUGGAAUCAAACUGCCACGGAAGGAAUUAUUGUUGCUGGUGGUCAAGGUGACGGGUGGACUCUGGCUGAAUUGUCAGGUCCCGAAGGACUCGUCGUCGAUAGAUGUGGCACUGUCUAUGUUGCAGAUCGAAAUAAUCAUCGAAAAUUAUUUCAACAAAAUUCUGAAAAUGGAAUAUUAGUUUAA